AUGCGGAACUUGGUGGCCUGGAGGGGCCAGGAGGGCCUGACGAGUAGUCGGAAGGCGUCCGAAGUCCAGAGCGGUUUUGCAGCUGCGGGCUGGGGAGCCGAGCAGGAAUUGGCGCUGACUUCAGCCAUCGAGGAGUACAAGCCCCAGGAUGCCACCACCAACCCAUCCCUGAUCCUGGCUGCGGCCCAGAUGCCUGCCUACCAAGGGCUGAUGGAGGAGGCUAUCGCCUAUGGCAAGAAGCUAGGCGGGUCACAAGAGGACCAAAUUAAAAAUGCUAUAGAUAAACUUUUCGUGUUGUUUGGAGCAGAAAUUCUGAAGAAGAUUCCAGGCCGUGUAUCCACUGAAGUAGAUGCAAGGCUCUCCUUUGACAAGGAUGCCAUGGUAGUCCGAGCCAGGCGACUCAUCGAACUGUACAAGGAGGCUGGAAUCAGCAAGGACAGAAUUCUCAUCAAGUUGUCAUCCACCUGGGAGGGAAUCCAGGCUGGAAGGGAGCUAGAGGAGCAGCAUGGCAUCCACUGCAACAUGACGCUGCUCUUCUCCUUCGCUCAGGCUGUGGCCUGUGCCGAGGCGGGUGUGACACUCAUCUCCCCCUUUGUGGGGCGCAUCCUGGACUGGCAUGUGGCAAACACAGACAAGAAAUCCUAUGAGCCCCUGGAAGACCCUGGGGUCAAGAGUGUCACCAAAAUCUACAACUACUACAAGAAGUUUGGUUACAAGACCAUCGUUAUGGGUGCCUCUUUCCGCAACACGGGUGAGAUCAAAGCACUGGCGGGCUGUGACUUCCUCACUAUCUCACCCAAGCUCCUGGGCGAGCUGCUCAAAGACAGCAGCAAGCUUACGCCCAUGCUCUCAGCCAAGGCGGCCCAGGCCAGUGACUUGGAGAAGAUACACCUGGAUGAGAAGUCUUUCCGUUGGCUGCACAACGAGGACCAGAUGGCUGUGGAGAAGCUGUCUGAGGGGAUUCGGAAGUUUGCUGCAGAUGCUGUGAAGUUGGAGCGGAUGCUGACAGAACAAAUGUUCAGUGCGGAGAACGGGAAGUAGCAUGCAUCGGAGUGAAUGGACACCAGACCCGCACUGCCCGUGACUUGGGGUCUCACUGUGCAAGGCUGCGUGGAAUCUUGCAUUUUUUUUAGCAAUCAGGACAGGGAUGGAAUCGUAGGUUUCUAGUUUUAUGUAAAAACUUUGCCUAAUGCAUUAAAGCAGUUGCUUUUCCUGUG
This is a messenger RNA of Fukomys damarensis (Damara mole-rat), 1217 nucleotides long. It is a transcript of the gene Taldo1, whose product is annotated as transaldolase 1. Gene Ontology annotation, biological process: carbohydrate metabolic process; pentose-phosphate shunt, non-oxidative branch; pentose-phosphate shunt. The transcript is spliced from 9 exons. Gene Ontology annotation, cellular component: cytoplasm; intracellular anatomical structure. The coding region runs from base 1 to 1041 and encodes 346 amino acids. Gene Ontology annotation, molecular function: transaldolase activity. The record is from RefSeq and is a predicted model, not a curated record. Lineage: Eukaryota; Metazoa; Chordata; Mammalia; Rodentia; Bathyergidae.